This is a messenger RNA of Dicentrarchus labrax (European seabass), 5713 nucleotides long. It is a transcript of the gene armc5, whose product is annotated as armadillo repeat containing 5. Gene Ontology annotation, cellular component: cytosol. Gene Ontology annotation, molecular function: protein binding. NCBI's taxonomy places the organism in Eukaryota, Metazoa, Chordata, Actinopteri, Moronidae. The coding region runs from base 598 to 4434 and encodes 1278 amino acids. Gene Ontology annotation, biological process: anatomical structure morphogenesis. The transcript is spliced from 7 exons. The record is from RefSeq and is a predicted model, not a curated record.
CCUCCCUCGACCGCCCCUGUUUUGUUGUUUGGCUAAAGAUGGCGUUAGCGGCUAACACAGGCGAUUGCAUUUUGUUUCACAAAAAUUAUUCGGCCAGUGGUAAAAAACAUUGAUCAAAUAGAGUUUUAAUUCGUCAUUUGAUGGGCCAAAAUGUGUCACAUUGAGCAAAUACACGUCCAUUACGUAGAAUAACGCUUGUUCGGCCUUCUCACGAUGUAGGCCUGUUUUUAAGGGAGUGGACCGGAGCUGUUGGGACUCCAUCUCCCGUCAGGAAGUGCGGCGUCAGGUGGUACAACUUUUCCUAUUUCUUGGUAUCUGUAGUUUUCUGUAGGACACGCAAAUAAUUUUUUUUUUUUUUGUUGUUAUUGUGGAAACUUUAAAAAAAAAAAAAAAAGGAAGGAACUAGUUAAGAGCACAUGUUGAGUCAACUGAGUUAACAAGGUAGGAAUUUAAAGUGAAAAAGGACAUGUUGUUUAAUUUGUCAGUAUUUCACUGGAAGCGUCCAGUGAUGCUCCACAGGCUGGAGAAUAAGUGUCUACACUGAGAGGAGGAAAGGUUAAGAUAAUUGAACCCGUAGCCUGCCAGGAAAGAGGGACAAUGGCAGCCUCACCUGUGCAAGGUGACUGGAAACAAUCUCGACCACCCUCCAGAGAGGGGCACCCAACAUCACCAGAGUCCUCUUUGACCUGGUGCCUUGCUCACCUCUCCAAACCCGGAUCAGGGGCCGAUCAUCACGGGCACGGCAAGGCUGAGUCAGGCAGUGGCAGAGAAAUGGACAAGAGGUCCAGAGUGUCUCAGUGGCGAGCCUUGGUCGCUAUCCGGACUCAGCACAUCAAGGGUGACAAGGCUGGCAUUGCCAGGUUCAGAAGUCAAGGUGGUCUCCGGCCCCUGUUGGACCUCCUCAAACACCCAGAUUGCUCCAGGAAAACCAUGGACCUGGCUCUGAGCAUCCUGGCAAACUGUUGCACCGAGCUGGAGACGCGUAUAGAGGUCCGUAAGCACGAUGGAAUAAAUGUUGUAGUGGACAUCCUGAAGAGAAAUGUGGCCCUGGAGACCGUCCAGAACCGAGCAGCCCGAGCUUUGGGAAACUUGGCCAUGGAUCCAGAGAGCUCUGCACUCAUCCACUCUGCUGGUGGUGUUCCCCUUCUCCUCCUUUGUGUGUCUCUUUCUUCCGCCCCGUCCUCCCCCACUGCCGCUCCACCCAAAGACACCUGUCCUAAACUGGAGUGCGCUCAGUCGGCUGCACGUGCUCUCCUCUACCUCUCGGAUACGCCCUCUAACCGCCUGUCACUGCUCACCCAAGGGACCUUAUCUGCCCUUGCCCCUCUCAUCGCUCCAGAAUAUCCCCAGGGGCUGAGGCGUGCCGCGCUCAGGACCCUCCACGAGCUGACCCGUGGUUGUGGCGUCGAAUGCGCCAGGGAGGUGUCCCGUUCUGGAGUCCUCGCUCAGCUCGGCGUCAUGGCGUCGGGGGAGAGUGGUAAACCUUUCGAGGAGCUGGCACUGAAAACCCUGGCCAACGUGUGCUCCCAAGGCUGCCUGCGCCCUCUCGUGGGGUCACUGGGGGUCAUUCCGAAGUUCACAGAGGAGAUCAAGAGGGACCCACUAAAGUCUGGAGUCUUCCUCAAGGCUCUGUGCCUGUGCUGCAAGGAGGCGGUCAACCGGGCCAAGGUGAAGGAGAGUGGCGGAUUGGAGGUGCUAAUUGGCUUUUUGGCUACACAUCACAGCCAUCCCCUUUCCAGACUAGCCAUCCUGGCCUGCGUAGACUUUGUUUUCGAUGAAGCUGCUAUGGAGCAAUUGCAAGAGCUCGGGCUGGUCCCUCUGCUUGUUGCGCGACUGGUCGAGCUCGCCAGAGGAGAGGAACAAUCUGCGGAGAAGAUGGACGUGAGCCUCUCCUCCAGCAUGUCUCCCACUGAGCUCCUGCCCUCCUCAUGUUUUGACUCCUUUGACUUUCCUGCUCCCGAGGGCUGCAAGAAGGAGGAAGCUGGUAGGGAGCAAGGUCUAUGUUCAUCGAGCUUUUUAAGUCUCAGGUCCUGGUUGGUGUCUGAGGGUUUGAUCUCGUCAGAGGGGGACCUGCUGGAUUCCUCUGGUGUUGAAGGGGAAUGGGGUAGUCUUCAGAUGCCACCGUCUUCAUCCCCUCAGACCUCCUCCCCAAAUCCGGAUUCCCUGUCCUCUCUUAAAAACUCUUCUUCCUCCAACUCGACGGCCUCUUCCACUUCUAAAAAAGCAGCUCAGCCUCCCGCUGUGUCCUCUUCGGCCCAGUCACCCUCACUGAAAAUCACCGAUCCGCCUCCCUCUAGUCCUCAACCUCCCAGUCUACUCACACCCCAAACCCAGCCCACUAUCUCCUCUCCCACUAAAACAACCCAAACACCAGUCUCUCCAUCAAAGUUCUCAUCCCCUCACAGAAGGAGGCAGCGUGUUCAUUCAGCAGCUUGUUUGACUAAGGUCACUCUUGAAACCCCUCCCUCUUUGCCCCGCCCGAUGGCUUACCACCACCCGUACCACCCUGAACCUUGGACGCCCGAGUCGCCCAUCCUGCUGCUGCUGUCGCGCUUCUCCCAUGCCACCGACCCAAGCACUGCUCUGGUCAGCUCAGGCAUCAUGUCCGGCUUGCUCUACUACCUCACCCAGCACCAGGACCCCAGCAGCAGGUGCCUCCGUAUGCUGUGCCGACUCAGCUGCAACCCAAACUGUUUGCAGGCACUGGUCCGAACCGGCUCAGUCGCGCUGAUUCGUCACCAUCUGUGCCAGAGUCGGGGAGAAUAUGAGGCAGAGGAGAGGCAGACGGACCGAGUGAAAGCCAAAGUUAAACAACUUGGCCUAGCUCUUCUCAAUAAUCUGCGAGUCCAGUGUGAGUCUGGAUUUGGCUCCGGGGUUCUUGCCCAUGUGAUGCUGUCAGGGUCUGAGUCUGACAAGAUGAACUGUGCGCUGUCUCUGCCAUUGAUCUGCAGCAACAAGUCUCUGUUGAAGAAGCUUCUUCUGGACAACAGUGGACUACUCCUGGCUCUGCAGCCCCUUGGUUGCGAUGACGAUGACGUGGAUGAAGACAACCCCACUGAAUGUGGAAAGUUGCUUUCUGACUGGUUUAAUUCACCGCAUGUAGGCCUGACCUCUCAGCUCCACUCGCUGUACUUCUCCCUCCUGACUGGAUGCCUGUCCACCCUGAUGGGUGGCCUCAAAAUGGAGCUUGACAAAAAACAUCUCAGCCCAAUUACAACACAGUCAGUCAGAAAACUUGACAGCAUGUUACCCCCUCCUUCGAAGAAGCCCCGCCUGACCGACAUCUGUCCUUACGGAGUUUCGAACUUUGACCUCCUCUUGCUGCUGGACGACGGGACUCAGAUUCCAGCCAACAGGGAGGCUGUGGCCGGGGUGGAGGGGACGAAUGGGGCCAGCUCUGAAUACUUUUGGGCUCUGUUGAAAGGCGGAUUUGGAGAAGCUCAGGGUAAUGCAGGAGAAGCCAUCCGCAUUAAAGACGUCAGCACGGGUAUGCUGCUACCAGUUCUUCACUACCUGCAUGGAUGUCGCCUCACCAAGGAUACAGAAAAGACAAGAGAAAGUGAUGAUGGAAGUAGGAGAGGACAGUGUCAGAUUUUGGACACAUUGGUCCUUGAAGGACUGGGCAUCUGCCAAACGCAGACAAAGCAUCACUUGGAGGGAAACGCGGCUUUUCAGAAAACCGCUUUAGGCGAGGUGAUGAUUGGAGCGUGCAGGUUUUUGGUGACUGAGCUGCAGAGAGAGUUGGAAGAUCUCUGUGUGUCUCUUCUCCUGUCCUGCUCCACGAAGGCUUCUAGUCGAGCUGCAUCAGCUCCAACAGAGGACAACGCCGACAAGGCUGCAUCUAAGAUGGACCAAGAAGGCCUCGAGUUCGCAGAGGACAACCUGGCCAAUCGAACAUCUGAGCUAGAAUUGACUGGUUGUGAAGCACAAACAGAACAUUUACCAGGACAGACGAGGAAACCGAACAGUUCCCCACACCAGACAGACUGUAUGAAAACCUCCUCUGCUGGAACAGGUCCGAAGGCCAGCAGGGUCAAAAGUGUCACUCCAGUUUCCAAAUCAAGCUGUGCGUCAGUGGGGGACAAAUCAUUGGAUCCUGAAGAGUUGAAGCUCAGACCAAAGAACUUGAUGAAAAGUUCAGCACAGCUUCUGAAAUCAGCAGCUCAGGACUCCGUUUCUUCCUCAGAAGCCAAGUCAGGUGGUAGGACCCUGGCUGCUCUCCUCCCCCAGGUAUACUGGUUUUCCCAGCGGUACAGCUACCCAGCACUGGGUCGGACCUGCCUGUCUUUGCUGCUGGGCUGUCACGACUGCCGUCGGCCCUUCUUGUCCUCCUCCCUCGUCGGGGAUUGCCUUCGCCGACUUGCCAGAGAGGCCGACUGUACAGAGACUCUGAAACAGGAUCUACUAAGUCUGGCCACAGAAGCUCUGAGCUGAGCAAGGAGGGGAACUAUUGAGUGACGCUGGCAUGAAUAUAAAAAGCACAGCUUAAGUGAGAGUCAACUUAGGGGCUUGUUAUAAGCUUCUAGAAAAAGUUUCCAUUGUAUUAAUUUAAGUUCAGGUUACAACAACCACACUAUUAUCUAAAAAAAAAAACAUGCUGUAUGAAUUUCUUCAGCACUAACAGAACUGACUGUUGAUUUAUUUUCGUAAACUGGAAGCAUAAAAUUUCUAUUUAGUUUUGAUGUAAUCUGAUAUAAACUGUAGCCCGUCCCAGCAUGACAUAAUUGUAUCAUAAUUUACCGUUGUUGGAUUAAUUUCUAAUGACAUUUGUAUUGUGGAUUUUUUUUUUUUUCUUCUCCCUCUUUUGUUUUUUUUUGUUUUUUAAUUUGGGGAAACAAAUAAGCAAAUGUCUGCAAUGCAUCUGAUGAAUGUCAUUUAGCUGGAAGUACUGGAAUGAUCAGGGUUGGUUUAGGAGCCAGUUGUUUAUUUGUACAUAGAGAUAAUAUUGAUUAGCAGAUAUACAGUGUAUAGAUUCCAACUGUCCCAUAUUAAUUUAUGCCACUGAAUAUAUUGUUGGAAUAUCACUUUUGCUUUUGUUUUUCUCUUGUUGGGAGUGUGGAUAUAGAAAACGGCCACAGUAAGCUGGCAAUGUUCUACAUUGUUCUUAUGAAAGACCAUAACCAACAAUGUUUUGGUCCAUCUCAAUACUUUCCAACUUCACAAUCUUGUUUGUGGCUCUCCGCCUCAAGCUCAUUGAUUCCUACUAGAAUGAAUAUCAUGAAUAUAUAAUUAGAUUUAAACCAAAAGGCCAGAUAUUACAGCUGGGCACUGUAGUUUUUAGCAAACAUUAUUCAAACAUGAAUAAAUAGUGCAUUUGUUGGGGAUUAUUUUCAGCAGUGGAUUCAUACACGUUUGGUGCUCUAGUGAGUGUGUGGGUCAGCAGGAUGGAUAAAACAAACAGUGUGUAUGUUCAUGGAAACAGACAGUAUUUGGUAGUAGAUCAAUUCACUGUUGGUUUUGGUCUUUUCAUGGAAUUGUUUGGCAGCAAGAAAAAUACAGAAUAUAUUACCAGCCUGCUUUCAAUCUUUAAAGGCUCAUAUGUGCCAGAUUUAAACCAGUCUGUCUUUGGCUACCCCUAGUGGUAGUGUAUAGACACCAUAAGAGAGAGCAGCCCAUUCUGCUGUGACACUUAAAGUAGAACAUUUUUUUUUCUAUAAGUCUUGAGAGGUUGAUUAAAUUGAGCACUACUCUGAAUUAAACAAAAUACAUGGCA